UUUCCAGAUGAGACCAGUCAGGUGGAGAAAUCUUCAGACACCAUGUGCGUUGUCCAGACUGGAAAUGGAGACUAUAUCACAGUUGGCAGUGAAACACGGCCAAGUGGUAGUAGUUCAACUUUUCCUGAUUCUUUCCUAAGAAGAGAUUGUGCAGGACCAGAUCAGGUGACCUUUGAAGAUGUGUCUGUGAAUUUCUCAGAGGAGGAGUGGGCCCUCUUGGAUCCAAGCCAAAAAGCCCUGCACCAGCAAGUCAUGGAGGAGAACUUUGGCAUUGUGUCAUCUCUGGAGAAGACACCAUUUAAAUAUUUGGAAUUUGGAAGGAAUUUUAAUUGGAAAGAAGCACUCACCUUUUGUCAAGAAAUUCACACAAGGGAUGAACCAUUAAAAUGCGUAGAGUGUGAAAAAAGUUUCAGCCAGAAGUCAAACCUUGUUCGUCACCAGGCAACUCAGACAGAACAGAAGCCAUUUAAAUGCACAGAGUGUGGAAAGAGCUUCAAUCAUAAGAGAGUUUUUGCUCGUCAUCAGGCAACGCACAAACAAGAGAAACCAUUUAAAUGCUUGCAGUGUGGUAAGAACUUCAGUCAGAAGGGAUUUCUUGCUCGUCAUAAGGCAAUUCACAAAGGAAAGAGAUCAUUUAAAUGCCCAGAGUCUAGAAAGAGCUUUGGAUAUAAGGGAGGCCUUGUUCAGCAUCAGGCAACCCAUAGAGGAGAAAAGCCAUUUAAAUGCCCAGAGUGUGGAAAGAGCUUCUAUCGAAAGGCACACCUUGUAUUUCAUCAGUUAGUUCAUCCAGGACAGAAACCAUUUAAAUGCUCAAAGUGUGGAAAGAGCUUCAGCCGAAAGAUACACCUUAUACAUCAUGAGGCAGCGCACAGAGGAGAAAAGCCAUUUAAAUGCUCCGUAUGUGGAAAGAGCUUCAGUCAGAACUCACACCUUAUUUUCCAUCAGAGAAAACACGCAGAAGAAAAGCCAUUUAAAUGCUUUGAGUGUGGAAAGAGCUUCAGUAGUAAAUCAAAUCUUGUUCGUCAUCAGGUAAUUCACACAGGAGAAAAGCCAUUUAAAUGCCCAGAGUGUGGAAAGAGCUUCUAUCAAAAGGUACACCUUGCCAUUCAUCAAUUAGCUCACACAGGAGAGAGACCAUUUAAAUGCUCAGAAUGUGGAAAGGGCUUCAGUCAGAAGAGAGACCUUUUUCGUCACCAGAAAACUCACACAGGAGAGAAGCCAUUUAAAUGCUUGGAGUGUGGAAAGAGUUUCAGUUGGAAGACAGUCCUUGUUCGUCAUCAGGCAACUCACACAGGAGAGAAACCGUUUAAAUGCUCAGAGUGUGGGAAGGGUUUCUGUCAGAAGAGAGACCUUGUUCGCCACCAAAAAACUCACACAGGGGAGAAGCCAUUUAAAUGCUUGGAGUGUGAAAAGAGUUUCAGUUGGAAGAGAGGCUUUGUUCAUCAUCAGGCAACUCACACAGGGGAGAGACCGUUUAAAUGCUCAGAGUGUGGAAAGGGUUUCAGUGAGAAGAGAGAUCUUGUUCGCCACCAGAAAACUCACACAAGGGAAACACCAUUCAGAUGCUUAGAAUGUGGAAAGAGCUUCAAACGGAAGAUAGUCCUUGCUUGUCAUCAGGCAACUCACACAGGAGAGAAGCCAUUUAAAUGCCCUGAGUGUGGAAAGAGCUUCUGUCAGAAGUCACACCUUGUUCGUCAUCAUUUAGCUCACACAGGAGAGAGACCAUUUAAGUGCCCAGAGUGUGGAAAGAGCUUCUGUCAGAAGUCACACCUUGUUCGUCAUCAGGCAACUCAUACAGGAGAGAAGCCAUUUAAAUGCUCAGAGUGUGAAAAGAGCUUCAGACAGAAGAAUGAUCUUGUAUGCCAUCAGAAAUCUCACACAGGAGAGGUACCAUUCAGAUGCUUAGAGUGUGGAAAGGGCUUCAGAAGGAAGAAAGUCCUUGCUCGUCAUCAGGCAACUCACAAAGGAGAGAAACCAUUUUCAUACUUAGAGUCUAGAAAGAGCUUGAGUCAGAAGGCAGUCCUUGUUCAUCAUCAGGCAACUCACACAGGAGAUAGAAUCAUAGAAUCAUAGAGUUGGAAGAGACCU
This is a messenger RNA of Anolis sagrei ordinatus, 2088 nucleotides long. Lineage: Eukaryota; Metazoa; Chordata; Lepidosauria; Squamata; Anolidae. The record is from RefSeq and is a predicted model, not a curated record.